Molecule: messenger RNA, 7764 nt
Organism: Parascedosporium putredinis
Lineage: Eukaryota; Fungi; Ascomycota; Sordariomycetes; Microascales; Microascaceae
Source: the annotation of a GenBank genome assembly
AUGGCUGGGUCGCCAAGGCACGACCCCGAAGAUGGACAGCAGUCGAAGCGGCCGAGGCGUGGCCUUCUGCCACCUGAGCUGGUUGAGGCGCUAACACCCGCAUUGAAAGUGGUGCGGGCGCAAUUGCUCAUCACGCGCUCCUGGGAGAAGGACAAGCCGCUGGGCUCAGGUGAACGCAUCAAAGCCAGCGCUCUAGCUGGCGGAGCUGCUGGCAUGGUUGGCGGACUGCUACGCGGUCCACGAAACAUUGUUCCCGGUGCCAUCAUGUUCAGCAUCUUUGGCGCUGUGGGGCAGGGCGCCGUCAACAAACUGUCAGAAUUGAGAGGGGCGGUUGAGAAUGCCGACGAGGAUUCGAGCUGGCUGAGAUCAAAAUAUAGCCCCCUCAGGAAGCUCACGGAUGAGGAAUAUGAAGCCUUUAUUGCGGAAAAGAUGCUCAAAGUUGAGGCUGAAAUCGCCCUCAUCGACGACAAGAUAACAGAAUUAAAAGUCGAGGAUGCAGCGAGGCAGUCAACCGAAGAAAGGUUUGAUGUCAACACCGGUAGAGAAUCUCUACCCGAAGGCCCAAGAGAUACUCACCUUAUAGAACCCCGCAAGGUUCGAGGAGUUGGUGGAAGAAAUCUUCAUAAAGUGGAGCCGGAAGUAGCCGAAGGCCAGACCCGGGCCAGCCGUGCGACGCCGCGUAUCGGAUACUUCUCGCUUCGUCGACUUGCCUAUACCCCUAAAGAUGGCCUCAAGAUCGAGAUCCGAGGGCUCGGCCUCAACCUCCAUCGGCCCAACUUCGCGCAGCCAACAUGGAUCAGUAUCGUAAUCAACGAACUUGUCGCCACAGUCGAUGUGAAGGAACUCGACAAUGGGCAUAAGAUUCGGGAAGAGGACUCUGAGGCCGAGGACGCGGUAACGCCUGCCGGGGACGCAUCUGACACUCAGGCCGAAGAUUCAGCCCCGCAAUCCCCCUGCCUACGAUCCAACGUGAAUUGGCUCAGGAUGGUUGAUAUAGUUGCCACCAAUACAACAAUCAAUGUCGUCAAAGUCGGCAGCAUUCAAGUUGGCAGCCUGACGGUUGCUGUCGAUACGCGCCGCAAGAUGGUUGAUAGAGCCCGGUUUUUCUUUGCAGCCAGAGCCGACAGAAAGAAGCAGGAUCAACAAGCGGAGUGGAUCUUAACCCUGAAGAGCGUCCUAUUCACUGCAGAAGGCAGGGAACCUCUCGAGAUCCUCGAUAACGCCACGUUUAAUGUCAACGCCUACCUGACCGAAAGCUUAGGUAGCCUUCGAGACAUGAGCAUCGCUCUCAAACUAGGUCGCGUUCACAUUCCGUAUGACGACCUUGUACUCUCCCUCAACCACUACAAGCGGUGUCGCAACGCGCCGCCAAAGGUAGCUCGACCGGCUAUCCACAAGGAAUCCUCCACAGGGUCUGUCUUCGGCGAUUUCAAGGAGUUCCAAACCGACGAUGAUCUCAUGGAAACCCUUGCCAACUCCAAAGAGUUUAUAACGGCCCUUGUGAAGGGAAUCAAGGAAGUUCAGUUCGCUGUGAGCUUCGUGGGCCUUUCCAAAAAGAUAUACGCUGCCGGCGACCCUCUCCAGUUGACCGCUUCGAUGAAAGAGGUGGGCAUCGAUCUUCAUCGUUUAGACCCAAAAUCUCCUGUCCACCAAAUGUAUUUCCCAUCCCAAGAUGUGGCUCAUGAAGCUUUGGCCGCUGCCCUGUCCGUAUCGAUCGGUCUGGAUGAUGGUCAGGGCAAGCCUGAGAGAAUCCUCUACAUUCCGAUGGCGACAACAACCGUCCGGACGACCCUUCCUUCGAAAACAGUCAAGUUAGCAAAGGAUGGUAGCCCCGAGGAACGCAACGCCAAUAUCCUGUUUGCUAAUUCUGUAGUCACUUCGCCCUCCAUCGACCUUGACCCACGUCAUCUUGCCCUUGUUCUCACUCUCCUACAGUCGAAGCCAAAAGUUCUCGAACGCAAUUGCAUUGCCCCCGUUGAGAAGUCGGCCGAAGCAGACGACUUCGACAUGAUCAUCUCCUCUAUUUCGUCCGUCUCUUUAGACAUGGAAUCCUACCACUCCGCCCAUGAGGAAAUGCAUUACUCGCUCGUCGCUUCCACCAGGCUCCAGUCUCACGAUCUCUACUACCAAACCUCAUCUGGCAACCGAUUUGACCUUCUGCAAACCGAAGCAUUCGACCUCAAGUUCCAGAUUAGCGCCGCACCUGAUGUCUGCGUCGUGGCGAACGGCAAUGUCCAGUCUUUCAUCAUCAAGCUCGCCGCCCAUCUCACCAUCGCCGCACUCGCCCUCUUUGGCCCCCGCGGUACCACACUGCCAGAACUAUUUACUGUCGACGUCAAAGUUGCUAUGCUCCAGAUCAAAGGAGAGAUGCCUCAUGACCCCCUCUUAUGCUUCAGGUCCACGGCCUUGAAGCCGGCCGUCACCGCUGGUCGCCGCCGUUCCUCACAUCCAGAGGAAAAGCUGUUUGAUAUUGCCGCGGAGGCUACCCGAAUCGCUGUGCCUCACGAAGCCAUCGUGUACCACGUAACGGAUAACAUUGUCAACGUCUUUAAGUCUGUGCAACAGCUUCAUCAUCGGUUCAAGACCGGGACCAACGAAUAUAUCUUGGAAAAGGGUCCAGAGGGGCCGAAGCAUGUGCCCAAGGUGUCUCUGCGCACGCGGAGUUUCCUCUUUGAACUCGAAGACGGUGCAUUCGAGUGGAAGCUCGGGAUGAUCUACCGUACUGGCCUUACUGAACAGAUGCAGAGAUUGGCCCGCGAAGACGCUUUUAAACUCAAGGUAAAGCGGAUUCGGGAAGAAGAUGCACGGAUUGCUUCCACCAAACUGCGGGCGCGCUCAACAUUCCAUCCGCGGUCCACUACCGACUCGAUCCCUGCCUCGAACAAUACUGAUGAGGAACCACGCCAAGGUCGGCCCUUAAGCAGCCACCGGUACGACCCUGAAGGAAACCCUCCUGAAAUCAGUGGCAGCAGCAGCAUUCGAGAAGAGGCGGCUAGGGAAAAGCUAAACAUAUAUAAUGCCCAAAGUUGGAAGAAAAGGAUCAACCAAGCAUACACUAGGUCAUCCCGUGCGAUUCGUGAAAUGCGCGGCAUGUUUUGGGGCCCUGAUCACCUCCCCGAUGACCUGGAUGAUGCUGAGAAUAUUCUUGAGGUCCCAGAACGUCCUGCCUUGCUUUCAGCGCUCGUUUCCGACUUGCAAAUUGUUAUCGACAAGCCAUCCUUUCCUCUACAAGAACUGCCCGAUUUCCUGCAUUCGAUUGGCAAAGGCAUGCCGCGGGAUAUGCAAUACAAAGAAUUCCGGGGCCACGAGUCUGCUCGAAAGGUCCGCGUCCAGGUCAUCCCUCCAGGUACGUCUGGCUCACAGGACGAUCGUGGGUUCGCCAUCGACGUACGACGGACCAUUGGCCCAGUGAAAUCGUACUCCGAUAUAGCUGUCGAUGUCAACACCGCAUUACCUACACGGAUAACCUGGGGACCCUGCUAUCAGCCGGCCAUGCAAGAUAUGAUGAUGGUUGUGGAAUCCUUUACCAAGCCCCAACUCGACCCCUCGGAACGUGUGGGCUUUUGGGAUAAAUUACGCCUGAACUUCCAUUCACGUAUUCACGUAGCGUGGAAAGGUCAUGGAGACGUUCUCUUGGCACUCAAGGGAACCCGCGAUCCUUACCUCAUGACUGGCUACGGUGCUGGAUUCCUCAUGUGCUGGCGCCACGACGUCCGCCUUGCACUCAACUCCAAGGAUGAUCCCAAAAUCCGAGAGGAAGCAAGAAGGCAAGGAAUUUAUAAAGGCCCGGGUGGCGACGAGGCCACCAAAUCAAGCGCCGCUUUCAAGAAGGUUGUUAUGAAAUUGUCUGGCGAAGUACAGUGGAUGAUUGGCCUCGUUUUUGAGCGUGCCAUUGAGAAUGGCCAAAGGAGUUUCGACUUUAGGCCUCACUACGACAUCAUCCUCAAGGCGCCGCUGUACGCCCAAUCCCAGAAUGGCCUUCCAUAUGAUGCGUUCCGCGGCUUCCGCAGUCAGCAUAUCCACCUCUCAAUCGACAUCAGGGCACCCGCAAGCCGGAACUGGUCGGCUUCCGUACCUGAGCCCUCGAAGAGUUACAACACAGUCCAUUUCACGCCACGCUUCUUUACGCAUUUCUUUGCCUGGUGGGCCCUCUUCGGGAGUCCAGUUUCCUUGCCUAUCCGGCAGGGCCGCCUCUUCCCUGGUAGGGAGAUGAACAGCAAGAAGUUUGGCCGCCACCUCGCCACUGUGAAGUACAAUCUCCUUCUUGCACCCCUGUUCCUCAGCCAUAUUUACAAGCACAAGAAUGUGGAGGCGACCUCCGCCGAGAACGCCGUCUCAGCUACCGGUCUUAAGGUUCGCUUUGACAGCUUCAUGCUCGACAUCCACCAACGACGCGAAGAAUUCAACACGCGAGAUCGUGGACUCAAGUCCAAAGCACGAACAACAGGCAUCAAGAUCCAUGCGGCCCAGCUUGACCUCGUUUCGGCGGACGUUCGCGCUGUGUCUGCGACGAUGGAUAGCAACUCCGAAGCCCUCAAGCAUGCUAGCUCCGAUUCGCUCGAUGACCAAGAUGAGGAGUCACGAGGCUACUCGAGAUUUACCAUUCCUGACAAUGACCCGAGCUGGAUCGACAUGGACGAUUUUGUAGAGUUGGACUGGGCCACACCUGCGCAGAAAAAUCCCGACGUCAAGAUUCUCCCGCUUGCUUGCGCCCCACGCCUAACGUACUUCCGGCAAACUGAUAUUGGAGGCAUGAUCGCCGGAGACCCAGAUAGAACGAGCCCGUUUGGACAAGAGCCAACUCAUUUUUGCAUGAUGAGCCACGAUGACGAUCCUCGACACGUCCAGGCACAGCUAAUUCGGGAUCGACUCGCCCAACUCGAAGAUCAAAUGGAAACACAUGCGCAGACCCUGGGCAACGCUGAGUUCCGCGUCAUGCAGGACGAAGGUCAAGACGCACAGAUGCUAGUCGAACUCGAAGCUCUGCGCCAUCACACCACGUUGCUUUGCCGGAAGAGGAUGUUUCUCGAACAUAUGCUACAACAAAUGACGUGUGAUGGAUCGUCUAGCAGUAAAUCGUCUAAUUCGAACGGGACGCGCGAGGGCGACCAUGGCGAUACUUCGCUAGAACUUGCAGGGGAUUCUAUGACCUUGCCCUCAGGCGCAGAGUUCGACAGCGAUUUUACCAACCGGUUCGUAGUUCACAACAUGCAACUCAAGUGGAACAAUCUUUUACGAAACAUCGUUUUGCGAUAUAUCCACCAAAAUAGCCAGCGCCGUGGUUUCAUCUAUUACCUAUCGAGACCGGCCGUCAAGUUCAUACUUGAUAUUGUGGACGAGCAAACCAAAGCCAAGACCACGCAAGAUGGCAAGGGUUCGGCGAGGUCCUUCCCAGGGAAAUCUAAUGCGACGGCAGAACCGGGGGCUGGGUCGUCAACUAAGAAGAUUCGAAAGGAUAUCGAAGAUCGCAUCAGAAGUAUUCUUCAAGACGGCAAAAAUGUAGUAGACGCAGAAGAGAAUGACCCUCCGAGCCAGCUUGGAAGCAUGGGCACCAUCAUCUCGGACCUUGCCAGCGGGAUCGCAGCGGAGUUUGCGGCUCGCAGCAGCUACCAUGUCCGGCUGAUUGCCCCUCAAAUCCAGCUGCAGAGCGACAAGAACAAGAAGCACGUCGUCCUAGUUACCGCCAAGGGCAUGGACCUCAAGGUUGUCGAAGUAAUGGACAAGGCUCGCAUCUCCGAUACUGUCAGCGGCCUUGUGCAGCGGCGAUUCCUGCUCAAUAUGGAUAGUGCACAGUUCUUCGUUACUCACCAGAAGUGGUUCCAGACCGGAUUAGUAUCCAUGUAUGCAGGCGGCAAGUACGGAGCGCCGGUGGGAUCCUCGUGGCCUCCAUGGGUCCCUGUGGAGGUCAUCUUCGACUUCCAGUCGGAUCCGUUUGGGUUCAAGCGCGUGGUGCAGAAAACCUCUGCCAUGCUCCGCUACGACAAGUACAACAACCUGCGCCUCAAGUACAACGACGAUGUGAAUACGGACAGCGUCAACAUGGAUUCCGCGGAUAACUCGGAGAGCAGGAUUGACAACCUCUGGGUCGAAUUUCCUCAGGCCAGAGCACUUUGUAAUUCUUCACAAUACUACGCCAUGUACGUCAUCGUCCUAGACCUCUUGAUGUAUAGCGAGCCGGCAGAGAAGACGAGAAGCGAGCGCUUGGAAAAGAUCAUGCUCGCAUCCGACUUUAGCGAUCUCAGCGGGGCGCCACAGAUGGUGCAGAAACUACAGGAGCGCGUGAGGCAGCUCGAGUCGAUCAAAUCCCAUCUCCAAAUAUACGCCACGACGAUGGAUAGAAAAUGGUGGGAGGACCAUAUUAUCCUAGAAAAGGAUCUUGCCGCUUGCGAGGAUGAGCUAUUCUUCUUGAUGAAAGCCAUUACUACAUCGCAGCGGAAGCAUGAAACAGCGGGCGAGUCGAGUCAGUCCAAUGCGCUCCUCAAAUGGACCAUCUCUGCGAGGGAUAUCGUCUGGCAUCUCAUCAGGGACACCAUGGAGCCUCUAGUCGAGCUCCAGUUGCGCGAUGUCGAGUAUGAUCGCACGGAUAAUGCUGAUGGGUCCCACAUCAACCUCGUCCGCGUCGAUCGUCGCUCCUUAUAUCGACGGCGCAAGGGGUCAUUCAACGACGUGGGCAACCGGCAUAUGAUCAGAGUAUGUUGGCACAUGCUGGAGGAUAUCGCCGGCAUACCCGUCAUGGACCACUUCGAGGUCGAUCUCUUCCCGAUGAAGAUUCAGCUUGAGAGGGAGGUUGGAAAGCAGCUAUUUACAUACAUAUUCCCUCACGUUGAAGGCGGCACAGAAGCAGGAGCUCGCGACGACUCGCCGUUUUUGAUAAAACAGCAACUUCCCGGCCAAAACGACGACGACGACGACGCAUCAAUCACAAGCUCGUCCCAGGUCACGCCCAUGACUGACAAGAGUUCAAGUUACCAUACCCGCCAAGGGUCACUCGAGUUGCGUCUCCAGCCCACACUGAAUUCCAACGCGCCCAAUGCUGGAACCCAGAGUCCCAAGAAGGCGGUAAGCGUUCACACGUCAGAUGGGCACUCUUCCUUCCGCCUCUUCAAGUCGUCUAGCGGGGCAAACACGCCUCGGGGGCUAGGUCGCAAGGCGUCGAGGGAAUCGCUCGUGCCGAACAAGCCCGUGAUUCGCACGGGCACCGGACUUUCGAUAAAGGAUGGGUCAUCCUCCUCCAUUAACAACGAAGGCCGGAAGAUGUCGCGGUUCGUUCUGCGCAGCAAAGCACCUAUUGAGGAGAAGCAGCAGCCAUCGGAUGAUCUUACCAAGAUGAUGGAACGGGCCAAUAACUAUAUGAGCUUUUCCUACAUCAAGAUGCCGUCGGUUGAGCUCUGCCUAAGCUACAAGGGCAAGGACAACCGUAAUUUUGAAGACGUACACGACUUUGUGUUCCGCAUGCCGACGAUUGAGUGGCGCAACAAAACGUGGUCCAAUCUGGACCUCGCCCUCGCGCUCAAAAAGGCGGUCAUCAAAGCACUCAUCUCCCACACUGGCGCCAUCAUCGGAAACAAAUUCUCCAAGCACAGGCCCAACACGGCGCAGCAGAGCAAACUGCGCGAGCUCGCUAGCAACUCGGUCAUCAUUGGCGCGUCGCACUCGUCUAUGGGAUCUCCCUACACAGACAGCAUCCACAGUGACGACUCGUCUAGCCUUUUGGAACGUCGCCCAUGGACUUUUCUCGGUCUCCCCGAGGUCGCUGAGGAGUAG